Messenger RNA from Rana temporaria (common frog), 1783 nucleotides. RefSeq names its product galactosylceramidase (gene GALC). The record is from RefSeq and is a predicted model, not a curated record. NCBI's taxonomy places the organism in Eukaryota, Metazoa, Chordata, Amphibia, Anura, Ranidae. Gene Ontology annotation, biological process: galactosylceramide catabolic process. Gene Ontology annotation, cellular component: lysosome. Gene Ontology annotation, molecular function: galactosylceramidase activity.
UUGCUGCGCUACACCCUGGAUAAGUUUGGUUUGGAACGGGUGAGGAUCGUUGCCAGUGAUAAUCUUUGGCAGCCAAUCGCGUACGAGAUGCUGCAGGACUUGGAACUCCUCAGGGUGAUCGAUGUGAUAGGAGCCCAUUAUCCCGGAACGCACGCGGUUCCCGACGCCAUUUCCACGGGAAAGAAACUCUGGGCCUCGGAAGAUUACAGCACUUUUAACGACGAGGUCGGCGGCGGCUGCUGGGCACGAAUCCUGAACCAGAAUUAUGUCAACGGGAAUAUGACAUCAACCAUCUCGUGGAACCUCGUGGCCAGCUAUUAUGAGCAGCUUCCGUUUGGUCUGGAAGGACUGAUGACCGCCAAAGAACCAUGGAGUGGAAACUACGUGGUCUCCUCUCCUAUAUGGGUCACAGCUCAUACCACGCAGUUCACGGAGCCGGGCUGGUUCUACCUCCGUACGGUCGGCCACUUGGAGAACGGCGGUAGCUAUGUUGCUCUCACAGACAGGCUGGGGAAUCUCACUAUUAUUAUAGAGACGAUGUCGCAUGACCAUUCUGUCUGUAUCCGUCCUUUUCUGCCUAAAUUUAACGUCUCCUCUCAGAACGCCACGUUCAAGCUCGAUGGUCAACUUAAGGAUAUAAAGAAGCUGCAGGUCUGGCAUUCCAAGCUUUGUACCAACGCCACCGAACACACCUUGUUUCAGAAGAUGUCCCCAAUAACGGUUCGGAACGGCGUGUUCUCUCUGGAGCUGGGUGUGGACGAGGUGUACACUCUGACAACUCUUAAAAAGGGCCAGAAAGGGUCUUACCCCGAGCCCCCCAAGCCUCAGCCCUUCCCCCGAAAGUACAAGGAUGACUUUAAAGUCCGUAACCCUCCGUUCAGCGAGGCUCCGUAUUUCGCCGACCAAUCUGGAGUUUUCGAGUAUUUCAUUAACUCCUCGGACCCCGGAGAUCACGUUUUCACCUUCCGGCAGGUGCUGACCCAGCGUCCCAUCUCCUGGGGGUCUGACGCCCCUCAAGCCAUCAGCGUCAUUGGAGACUUCACUUGGUCGAAUGUUACUGUGACCUGUGACAUUUACAUCGAGACCCCGGACACAGGAGGAGUCUUCAUCGCAGCCAGAGUGGAUCAAGGCGGAUCCCAGAGUUACUUGGCCAAAGGGAUCUAUUUCUGGGUGUUUGCUGACGGCACUUAUAAAGUCACCGGAGAUUUACUUGGGAAGAUCGUUCUGCUGAAAGGACUUUCUGGUGUCCGCGCCGGGACUUGGCACACACUGACCCUUCACGUUGAGGGUUCCAGUGCCUACGGCCUCCUGAACGGCCUUCCUUUGUGGAAAGGCGAGAUUACGUUGGGACCGACUCAUGGCUGGGCCGCCAUAGGGACCGGCUCGUUUGAGUUUGCGCAGUUUGAUAACUUUAUGAUCGAAGCCAAAGUUCUGUAAGCUCUGAACGGCGUCCGGCGGCUUGAUUUUUGUAGCACUGAUUGUGGCGGACUACGGCUAUACUGUGAACUGAGCGGAAGGGGGAGGGGCGCUGCUCACACAAACUCCAAUUGUCUGUAUGGGAUAUAGGAUCUGGGUGGUCAGCGCAAACUAUGAUGGGGAUGGAUAUGGCGGUACGGUUAGGAGCCUUUUACACUUUAUAGCAGUGUGCGCAGACUUGAAUCAUGGUUUUUACAGAUGCGUCUGAGUUUUUUUGCACUUAAAAUUUCGUCCACUCUUCUUUACAGAUCUUCUAUAAAUCCUUAAGAUUUCUUGGCAACUCGAAGUUUCAGCUCCCUCCAUACAU